ACAGAAGACAAAAUAAUUAGUCAUGUUACUCGUACAUUAAUCUAUAAAUUGAAACCUAUUUAUGUCAAACAGCUUUUCCAAGCCUACAUUAAACUGUAUUUCUAAGAGGACUGGCUGCAGAGGUAGUGGCAAUAUUUAUCAUUGCAGGGAGUUUAUGUGGUAUACUGAGAGCGAUACACAUUUUGCUUUCCUCUCCCCGCUCUCCAGUGCAGCCAGUUCUGUUCAGUCCACGUGUUUCCUGUUUCCUCCACCCUGAACCGUUAUGCAAGUUUACAGAUGAGUGUAACCAACAUCCUGUGAUGUGCAAAUGCUCUCAAGCCCCAUUCACUGCAUAUCAGUGAGUGAACAUGAAGAAAGGGGAACUCCAUUUUGGUUUAGAUCAGUUCCCAGCUACUUCGCUGUUUGACAAAGUGAAACUAUUUGACAUUCACUGUCUCUGAGAGGUGAAAUGGCGCAGCGAGGAAUUCAGAUGGACCAGGAAAAUCUCUGCUGUUCGAUCUGUCUGGAUCUACAGAAGGAUCCCGUGACUAUUCCCUGUGGACACAACUACUGUAUGAGCUGUAUUAAAAGCUACUGGGAUGAAGAGGAUCAGAAGCAAAUCCACAGCUGUCCUCAGUGCAGACACACCUUCAUGCCGAGGCCUGCUCUGGUGAAAAACACCAUGUUUGCAGAUUUAGUGGAGGAACUGAAGAAGACAGGACUCCAAGCUGCUCCAGCUGAUCACUCUGCCAGACCUGAAGAUGUGGCCUGUGAUGUCUGUACUGGGAGAAAGCUGAAAGCUGUGAAGUCCUGUCUGCAGUGUCUGGUGUCUUACUGUGAGCAGCACCUCCAGCCUCACUAUGAAUCCCCUGCCUUUGAAAAACACAAGCUGGUCGGCCCCUCCAAGAAGCUUCAGGAGAACAUCUGUACUCGUCACAACAAGGUGAUUGAGAUUUUCUGCCGCACUGAUCAGCAGUGUAUCUGUUAUCUGUGCUGCAUGGAUGAACAUAAAGGCCACGACACAGUUUCAGCUGCAGCAGAACAGACUGAGAGGCAGAAAGAGCUCGGGGUGAGUCGACAAAAGAUCCAGCGCAUAAUCCAGAACAGAGAGAAAGAUGUGACGGUGCUUCAGCAGGAGGUGGAGGCUAUCAAUCACUCUGCUGAUAAAGCAGUGAGGGACAGUGAGAAGAUCUUCACAGAUCUGAUCCGUCUCAUUGAGAAAAGAAGAUCUGAUGUGAAGCAGCACAUCAGAUCUCAGCAGAAAACUAAAGUUAGACAAGUCAAAGAGCUUCAGGAGAAGCUGCAGCAGGAGAUCACUGAUCUGAGGAGGAAAGACACUGAGCUGGAGAAGCUCUCACACACAGAGGACCACACCCAGUUUCUACAGAGCUACCCCUCACUGUCACAUCUCACUGACUCUGAAGACUCAUCCAGGAUCAAUAUCCGCCCUGUGCGACACUUUGAGGAUGUGACUGCAGCUGUGUCAGAGGCCAGAGAUAAACUCCAGGACUUUGUUAGUGAUGUGUGGACCAAGAUCUCACUGACAAAGACUGAAGUGAGUGUUUUGCUGGCACAACCUCAGCCCAAGACCAGAGCUGAAUUCUUACAGUAUUCACGUCAGAUCACACUGGAUCCAACCACAGCAGACAGCUUGGUCGUAUUAUCUGAAGGGAACAGAAGAGCAACAGUGAGAGGACCAGGACAUGUUCUGAGAAUGAUAUUUCUACAGUUACUAUUGUCCUCUCCACCAGGUUCACACAGUGACAUCAUCAGACUUCAGGUCCUGAGCAGAGAGAGUCUGACUGGACGAUGUUACUGGGAGGUGGAGUGGAGUGGACCUAGAGUUUCAGUAGCAGUCACAUCUGCACAUAGGAGAAGACCAGUAUAUGAAACUGCAUUUGGGAACAAUGACACAUCUUGGGCAGUAUAUUGUUUGAUGAAUCAUUAUCAGUUCAGACAUAACAACAUCAGUACUCUCAUCUCAGGCCCUCAGUCCUCCAGAGUGGGAGUGUACCUGGAUCACCCUGCAGGUAUUUUGUCCUUCUACAGAGUCUCUGACACCAUGACUCUCCUCCACAGAGUCCAGACCACAUUCACUCAGCCUCUCUAUGCUGGACUUGAGCUUUUUUAUGGAGCCACAGCUGAGUUCAGGUAGACAGAAAUUAUUGGGUAGACUGGUGAGAUGCUGUUUUGUAUUGAAAUAGAUUUUUAUUCUCUCUCUUUGUUGCUCGCCUCUGUUUUCUGUGACGUUCCAACACAUCCUACUGAAGAAUAUGUAAAUGUACCUUUGAUUCUCUGUUGAUAUUGUUUGAGUUUUGGAAAGUUUUUGUGAACUCAAUAAGCAUUUUGUAAAAAUUUGAGUUCUUCCAUUAUUAUUAAAAAUGGCAGCAAUGCAGUAUGUUGUUGUUGUUUUAGUGUAUGUGUUAUAUAUUGUUGUUAAACAAAUCAAUGAAAUAAUCCAAUAAUCGUUAGUUGCAACUCUAAUUCACAUAUUUAUUGUCAUUGUCAUUACUUUGAUACUGGUGAUACUGGUGAUACUGGUGGAUUCCUCCCCUCCCACAAGGAAGACAUGUUGGCUGUAGAGACUCUUUUAUUUUUAAGACGUGAAUAUGUAGAUAGAAAGAUUGAACCAGUCCUAACUAACAUUUACUGACUGUAUGAACAAGCUGAAUCAAUAAAGUUU
Epinephelus fuscoguttatus (brown-marbled grouper) is the source of this 2662-nucleotide messenger RNA. RefSeq names its product E3 ubiquitin-protein ligase Midline-1-like. NCBI's taxonomy places the organism in Eukaryota, Metazoa, Chordata, Actinopteri, Perciformes, Serranidae. Gene Ontology annotation, molecular function: protein binding; zinc ion binding. Bases 449 to 2134 code for a protein of 561 amino acids. The record is from RefSeq and is a predicted model, not a curated record. The transcript is spliced from 2 exons.